GUUCCUUGAAUCCUUCUUAUCUGCGGAAACUCAUGCUCUUUUAUCAAGUGACUACACAGAAUCUUCAAGCUACAUAAUCUGGAACUGCUAUUCGGCUGAGUUGAACGUUUGUGGGAUGCAUAUAUAUAAGAUAGCAACUUUGUUCUGCCUUGGGACGAAGCAACUUGCGUUAUCCCGAUGUCUGAAGUGGCACCCGCUGGUAAGAAACCAGCCUCAACUACUUCUAUCGAGAAGAUAGCAGAUGGUGGAUACGGCGAAGAAAACUUGAGCAUCGAUCUGGUCUCUGAAAGCGAAUUGAAGCGGAUUCAGAGAAAGAUAGAUUUGCGUAUCAUGCCAUGGAUAUGUUUAACAUACAUGUUUAUGCGGCUGAACGUCAACACCGUUGGGAACAUUGCAAUCAUCAAUGCCGAGCAAAAGCACGAUAUUAAAACACAGCUUCAUUUGUCCCCAUCCCAAUGGGCCUGGGUUAUUUCUUGCUUCUAUUAUACCUAUAUGGGCAUUGAGCCGUUUUCGACGUUGAUGAUGAAGAAGACCUCACCGAGUUUCUGGAUUUCACGUAUCAUGGUUAGUUGGGGCAUUGUGGCCUGCUGUGGGGCUGCCGUACAAAAUUACGCAGGGCUUAUCACGAUACGAACUUUGCUCGGUGCUGCAGAAGGCGGAUUCUUUCCCUGCAUUCUUUACUACCUAGCCUUUUGGUUUCGUCCCGAAGAGAUCACCCUUCGCAUUUGCUUUAUGCUGGCAUGCAGUACCUUCAGCGGAAUCAUUAGCGGAUUCAUUUCCUACGGCGUAGCAUUCGCGGACGGUCACGGACAUUUGGCAGGUUGGCGCUGGCUUUUCAUAAUUGAGGGCCUUCCUCCAAUAGUUCUUGGACUCUUGACUAUAUUCAUCCUUCCAGACUACCCGGACUCGAAGGCGACUGCAAAGUUCCUUACAGAACAAGAGAGACACAUCAUUAAAGAACGCUUGUAUGACGGAGCACCUGAAAAGACUAGCGCGACAUGGAAUACUCGUCAAGCGAUAGACGUCCUUUGGAAUCCAACCUUCUGGUCGUUCGCCGGAAUCUGGGUCGGCAAUGCAUUGGGAAACCCUACGCCUUCGUUUGUUUUGCCGACGGUCAUUUUUGAACUAGGGUUUACCAACAGUAACAUAAGCAACGUCCUGACAGUGCCCACCUCAGUUGCAAUAUUUCUCACUCUGGUGACUUGUGCUAUCAUGGUGAGGAAGGACAUAUGGAAUCCGUUUUGUGUCGCUUUCAUCCGUAAGGAUGUCCCGUUUGAUUUCAAGUUACUCAAUGUCGACAUACAUUUAGUGCAGAUCAUUAACUUGAUAUGUUGUGUCAUUCUAAUGACCGUCAAGCAACCUAUUGUUCGCUACAUUUUCAUUCUAAUCGCUCGAUCAGUAUCAAAUACUGUGGUUAACAUUCUUUGGCCAAGUCGAGUCGCAGCAUUAAAAGGUACCACCGCUGUUGGUCUCGGAAUCGCUCUGUCAAAUGUUCUUAGCAACAUCGACGGAUUAAUUGGACCGUUAAUCUUUUCCACUGUUUAUGGCCCGUCGUACCAUGUCUCGUACUCAAUCUGUGCUGGUAUAUUGACAGUUGGGAUCAUUUCUAUUGCUGUGACUGGGGCUCUUGUGGGACGGCCGGUCUUUCGACCGCUGCAAGCGUUCAACUCAAGGCAUAGUGCUACAUGAUAUAUCAGUGAGCAGACUACCUAGGUAUCGAUAAAUGCUUCGGUAAUGUGAAUAUUAAUCUGAAUGAAAUCGGAUUGCAAACGGUUG
Molecule: messenger RNA, 1776 nt
Organism: Lentinula edodes (shiitake mushroom)
Lineage: Eukaryota; Fungi; Basidiomycota; Agaricomycetes; Agaricales; Omphalotaceae
Product: high-affinity nicotinic acid transporter
Exons: 9
Coding region: 178-1689 (503 amino acids)
Biological process (GO): transmembrane transport
Cellular component (GO): membrane
Molecular function (GO): transmembrane transporter activity
Source: RefSeq, a predicted model, not a curated record